Molecule: messenger RNA, 3070 nt
Organism: Notechis scutatus (mainland tiger snake)
Lineage: Eukaryota; Metazoa; Chordata; Lepidosauria; Squamata; Elapidae
Gene: RPUSD4
Product: RNA pseudouridine synthase D4
Biological process (GO): pseudouridine synthesis
Molecular function (GO): pseudouridine synthase activity; RNA binding
Source: RefSeq, a predicted model, not a curated record
CACGUGGGCACGACAGAAAAUGGCUGCCCAGAACUUCCCUUGCUCUUUCCUACGAGCGGCUGUUCGGGGGUUUGCCCACAGUCCAGCCGUGGCCGCUCCGGUGACCGCCGAGCAGAUGGCGGAGAAGCUGCGGGAACAGAAGAAGCCAAAAGCGGUCCCGGAGGUUCCAAAAGACCGAGUCUUGAGGCGGGUGCAAGAAUAUGUUCAGCAGACUCGAUGCUUCCAGAAGCUCCAUCCUAACGUCCUAGCCAAGGUUCUCAAAAAGGGAAUCCUCUAUACGAACAAAGAUAUUGUAGUAAUAAACAAGCCUUAUGGACUUCCCGUCCAUGGUGGCCCUGGGGUGAAGACAUGCAUUACAGAUGUGCUGCCAGUACUGGCCAAGAUGUUAGAUGGCAUGAAAGCUGAACCUCUGCAUUUAUGUCACCGGCUGGACAAAGAAACUACUGGAGUGAUGGUCUUAGCAAAAGAUGAGAUGAUUGCACACCGGGUCCAAGAGAUGUUCAAAACCCGUCAGGUGGAAAAAAAAUACUGGGCAAUUUGUAUUGGAAAACCAGAGCCGGAAGAAGGGAUAGUGGACAUUCCCAUUAUGGAGAAAAAAGUGGACAGCCACCAGUCGCAUUUCAAAAUGACACUUGCGCCAAAUUAUCGUCUAUCUUUAGAAGACAAAAAGUUGCGCAAAGUGCGCCGGAACAGAGAUGCUCAGUUGGCAGUGACUCGGUAUCGUGUGCUAAGCAGCUGGUCCACUUGUUCUGUUCUUGAAUUGGAACCAAUCACAGGAGUGAAGCAUCAAAUCCGAGUCCACUUGGCUUAUGGCUUAGGUUGCCCAAUCCUUGGGGAUCACAAGUAUUCUCACUGGAGCAAGCUAGCCCCACAGAAACUCUCUCAAGGUACACUGAAGAAACUGGGUUUGGAACAAGUCAAAGCCCGUUACCUCCCUCUCCACCUACAUGCCUGCAAGCUCACCCUGCCUCCGAUAAACAGCAACGAGGAGGAGAAAAUCCACUUACUUUGCAAGCCACCCAUCUUCUUCAAGCUCUCCUUAAAACGGCUAAAGCUAGAAUUUUCAGAAUCAGAACAAAAAGAAAUGAAGACUGAUUAGCUAUGCUACUUUGUUAAUGGGACUCCUUUUCCUGACUUUAUAAAGUCCCCAUGAAAGGGGAAGCACCUGGAACCAGAUGUUCUCAGCUGUAAAAUCACAACAUAUGCUUCUCUGGAAGCUUGCAGCCUUUCAGAGGAAAUCUUCCUGUCUGGCAGCUGAAAAUAGAACCAAGGAACGGUCACAGAUCUCCCAGGGCCUGUUUGCUGGUUUCAGAUGAAGUUGGGAGAUUUGAAAGGAUUAAUACAAUUUAUACGAGCUGCUAUACCUGGAAUAACAGUUAGUUGGGCACGUUUUUUUCAGUAUUUGAGAGUCAACAUAUACCUGACGCUUAGUCAAACAGAGUUAGUCUACUUAAAUAAAAGAUGAGGCCUGUGCUGAAUGAAUGUGAUGUAACUGGAACAGAGAUAUUGGGGAGAGGAGAGGAAUACUCAGAGGUUCCUUAUGAUUGGGGUAUGCAAUAAUUGAUGGAGCUAUGAAUUGGGGAGUUCUUGGUUCAUAUCUCGCUUCUGCCUUGAGCUUAUAGGAUAGCCUUAGGAAAGUCAACCUCAAUUUUCUCUCACAACUGCAAUAGAACACAAAACUGCUUUAUCCCAAGUCUGACUAUUGAUCUGCUAGUGAGAGUCAAACUGCCAAAUUGCAGGCAGCUGGCAGGCAGCAGAAGUAGCCUGCAGUACUGCAUUCUAACCACGGUAGCACCACGGCUUUUAUUGUAAAGGCAUUGUAAAGAUUACAGAUAGCCUACACAAAAUGUCUUACAUAUUCUCAAACAUGGAUGGUUUUAAUGCAUCACUGAAGCAUCGCUGUUGCUUUCUUUUGUCUCUUCAGUUGCCAGUUGCAACAAGCCAAUCUUUACUUUCACUGGAUUUUUUUGGUUAUCGCAUUCCUUAAACCUAGGUUAAUAACCCAAAAUUGAGUGAAAGUGGUUUAUCUAUAGGUAAUACCACACAAACCAAUUACAACUGGGACAUUUAAAUUGGCUAAACAUGGUUUACCUACAUUGGGUAAAAAGGUCUUUUUGAUAAGUGGUUUUGGAUAAUGAAGCAAAAUGUUUGGGAAGCACAACCCUAAAAUAAGGGAAGACAACUUCCGUUAGCAUUUGGGCCCUGCUAGACUGCCUUGUUGAAAACCUAUUCUGGGAAGACAUUUUAAGGUUCAAACAGAUUUGAUACUCACUGGCAAGUCUUUAUAAACAUUUUUUGUCUGUUAAAUGCUUUGAAAUUCACCCCUUCAAAAAAGUAAUUUUACAGUAUAAUUAUUCUUUUGUAUUGCGUGGGUGCCAAUGAGCCACCAUGUUUCCUGCUAAGGGUUUUAAAACAAAACAUCAGUUGAUUUGGGUGUAUGUGGUAUGCACAUACAUUGAGAAUUGGAAAUAACUAAGUAAAAAAAUCUAGAGACUCUACUGACUCAUUUCUGGUAUCUUUUUGAUUCCUGUAUUUUCCUACCAUAUGUAUCACUUUUGGGCAUAAUAUGUAUAUAUGCUAUCUUUUUGGGCUUAGCAUUACAAAAACUGCAACCCGAGUCCACUUCCAUCUUAUUUGCUUUUGAUUACUCUCUUUUUUUCUAAUAUUAGAGUAAAACACCAUGUGGUGGCAUUUAGGGCUACAAAUCUAGGGAAAUGCCAUUAUUUAACUUUAUGGCUGAUAGUAGAACUGUAAAUGGCAUUUUAUUACAGUAUUUCUGGAAUGUGGGAUAAUUGCAUAAUAUUGGGAAAUACCAAAUUUCAGAACUACUAGCUAAUCUCUGAUUUUUUAAAAAUUUUGAGGUUUUAGGCCCAUUUUUCAUUCUAAAGGGUGGCAUUGCAUAUAUCCAGUAGCAGUAAGAAUAUUCUGAUCUUCUAUAAAGUGAUCUCACAAGUGUUAUUAAAAUAAUUUAGAAUGGUUCUUACAAAAAUUAGAAUGACUGGGCUUGACUGUAUUUACUGCAAAAAUAUGUUGGUGUCCACUGACAAACUUUAUUAAAGGAGUAGCACUA